UAUAUAUAUAUAAUUUAAUUUUUUCUUCGUCUGGCUCCGGUAAUAUGAGUUGCCAUUAGCCAUUUUCUAGUUGUUUGUUAUUAAGCAGCCAUAUCUACUCUUAGAAAAAAAUAGUAAUGUACAACGAAAAUUGUUAUUGUAUUAAAUAUAUUUCGUUAUAAAAAAUUUGACCCUUUGCAUGAAGAUUUUUUUCUUCAAAACAAAAACAUUCAAAAUGAAUCCAUGGAAGCAAAAAAAUAAUAAUCUGUGCUGUACUAACAAAAUAAACUAUAUUAACCAUAGUUUACAACACAAAAAAAAAAUAUUUUUGUAUGAUUUCUGGCGCGAAAAGCACAAUAAUUAUAAUUAGUGGUUUUGUUUUUUACCUAAAUUUGUUUUUUAAAUUGAACUUGUUUUAUAUUUUAUAAAAAUAUGAAGAAUGUGUCGUCGGUGCAAUCUAAGAAUUUAUCCGAGUCUCCAAAAACUCCGGGUGGUAUUAGUAAAUCAUUGUUAACUCCUUGUAGAAGAGUAGGUCUAUCACGAAACUGGAGGAAAGGUGGAGUUUCGCCAUUUGUGUCACCGUUGACUACUGUACUAAUUGACGAUAGCCUAAAUAAAAUUGACAAUAGACCACAAAAAGAUACCAGGAAACGAAAAGCCCGUGACAGUGAGGAAUUACAAGAUACAGAUUUUACACAGCAUAUCAUAGAAACAAAUAAGGCCACAGAACAUAGUAAUAAUGUUAAUAAGACUCCAUCUAGAAGAAUAAACCUACAAAGACAUAAGAGAUCUAAAACUAUAUUAUCGGGAUUAACAUGUAAUACUGACUCCGACAGUGAUUUUGAAUUAAAAUCAAAGGAUAUCUUGGAGAAUAGUGAAAUAGUCAAAGAUAUGACUCAAAGAGAAGAAUUGGGUAAUUUAAAUAUACAAAUUGGUAACAAAACUCUAGAGGCCACAUGUUCUGAAAAUUCUGUUUGUAUUGAUUCUGUAAGUAAAUAUAUGCCAAGUUCUAUAGGAACAUUAUCUAAGCAAGAGAUGAUGGAAUCACAGUGCAAUGAAAAUUGUGUUGAUCCAAAGAGAAUAAUUAAUAUAGCACAUGAGACCAAUAUGAAUUGUAAAAAAAGUCCUGAAAAUUUAAUAAAAGAAUGUACAAUUGUUAUACAGAAGAAAAUAUUUAAACAUGAUGUAAAAAAAUAUAGAGAAGCAAACUCAACAUCACAAAAUUUAUUUGAUUCAGAUUCAGAUGAUGUUCCUUUAAGUAAUUUUUAUAAAGAUAUGAUUAUGCAAAAGAAGGUGCAGACCAAAGCUUUAAAUUUAGAAGAUGAUUUUAUGGAAACGAAUAAAGUUAUUGCAAAAAGAUGUGAAAAUAAGAAAUUGAACAUUGGCAAUGUAAAAAAACUUAUGAUUAAAAAUAAAAGUAAAGAAAAUACUAAAAACUGUAGAACACAAAAAAGUAAGAAACAACAGGAUGAUGCACCAUCUUCACAAAGUUCCUAUAAUGAUGAUGAUGACUUUGAAGUAAACAACAAAAGGACGAUACUUAUAAAAAAAACUUAUGAGAAAGCUUCAAAACCAAUAAAGGCAAAAUCAACUGGCUCUAUUACUCAGAAAGAUAUAGAUGAACUAAAGUCUCGUAUAGAGAUAAAAAAGAAGCUCUUACUAGCAAAAGCAACAGGUAAUGACACUAAAGAACUUCGAGAUUUAGUAAAAAAGUGGCAGAAGGGUUGUCAAAAUGCAUUAAUGGAACUCAUGGAACUUAUGAGAACAAAAGUUUCAGACAAACCAAACAUGGAAUAUUCUGAUAUGUUACAGAUGUUGAAAAUACCAGCUACAUUGGUUGGUUAUGAUUCUGAUAAUGACUGCUUUGUUACACCUGAUGAUUCAGCAAUUAUAUUAUCAAAGUUCAAUAAUUAAUUGAAUAAAUUCUUCAAUAAAUGUUACUUGUUACUAUAGUAUUUAAUUUUGCUUCAUCAACUUAAAAGGUUUAAAAUUUUGUUAUAGUUUUCAUAAACAUACAUUAUUACAUAAUAAUUAUUGUGAGAGACAUACAAAUAAUGAAAUAAAUAAAUAACUUGGGACUUAACACU
Achroia grisella is the source of this 2066-nucleotide messenger RNA. RefSeq lists its product as uncharacterized. The transcript has a single exon. The record is from RefSeq and is a predicted model, not a curated record. Bases 412 to 1893 code for a protein of 493 amino acids. NCBI's taxonomy places the organism in Eukaryota, Metazoa, Arthropoda, Insecta, Lepidoptera, Pyralidae.